CUCAAUCGGCAAACAACACGAAGAAUUUACAAAUGCUUCUUCUUUUUCAUUACAUUCCUUCAAGCGAUUCUAAGCAUUUCUUCUUCCAUUUGGUCUAUAACCAGUGCGGGGUAACUGUGGAACGUGGUUUUCAAGAAUAGUCUAUGGUACAUAGGAAAUUUAGAAAAUCCUGAAUGCAUUCGCAACUGUGCUUAGGUUUUAUUGUCGAACGGACAGAACUCGCAAUAAUACAGAAAACUCGGAAGAAAGUGUUGGAUGAUUAAAAAAACGUUUUUUUGUAAAUAUUAUGUUAACACACUAGUGAAAAUGUUUUGAAUGUAGGCGUCGUUUAGUGCGAAAAAUUCUUUGAACACAGUUUGCAUUAAUGUAUCUUUGGUUCAUUUUCUUUUGUAAAUUAUAAAGAAGUGCACAACUUUGGACUUGAAAACGACAACUUUCAUCUGUCUCGCACGUAAUGAAAAGAAUCACGGAACUAUGAGUCAUACAAGUGAAACCAAUUCUUUAUCACAACCCCUAAGAGUAGAAACAGAAGACACUGGUGGGCACCAAGACAACAGCAACUAUUAUGAAGAGGAAAAAGACAGCUUCAAUCAUGCCAACGAAAGUCAUGAUAACGACUCCUUAGGACCACUACCUCCAAAAUGGGAAAAAGCAUUUACAGAAAGCGGAGAAGUAUAUUUUAUCGACCAUUCGACUGGAACAUCGCAUUGGUUAGACCCGCGGUUAUCAAAAUUUCAAAAGAAAACCCUCGAAGACUGCAUGGACGACGAAUUGCCUUAUGGGUGGGAAAAAAUUAGCGAUCCCCACUAUGGUACAUAUUUCAUAGAUCAUGUUAACCGACGAACGCAAUAUGAAAACCCGGUAAUACAGGCAAAACGGGCUGCAUCUCAAGUAUCAACGAGAGUGAGUGGUACAUCAUUCACCAAAGAUCCUUCGGAGUUAUGUGGCCAGCGUUUUAGAACGUCCUUAGUAAAGUCCUCUAGAGGCCUAGGAUUUACGAUUGUGGGCGGUGACGAUACUGUAGAUGAGUUUUUGCAAAUAAAGUCUGUGGUUCCCAAGGGACCCGCAUGGUUAGAUGGGCAGCUACAAACUGGCGAUGUUAUAGUAUACGUCAAUGACACGUGUGUUCUUGGAUACACCCACAAUCAAAUCGUACGAUUAUUUCAAUCGAUAAGUGUAGGUUCCACGGUAUCCUUGGAAGUGUGUAGAGGAUAUCCACUUCCGUUUGACCCGAAUGAUCCAAAUACUGAAGUGGUCACGACCAUAGCCGUCGAUGGUCAUUUGCAGCCAGUUUCAACCGAUAAAAGAUUGUUAGACACGAAUUACAAUUUCCUAGAUGGAGACGAUAUAUCUAGAAAUGAGGAUAACAUGGAUGCUCCCGAUGACAUCGACGAUUUACUUAAAGGAAUCAAUAAUUUAACGCUAGGCAAGGUGGAAGUGAGAGUACACAUCGUGAAGGGUAACUUGGGAUUCGGAUUUACCAUCGCAGAUAGUGCUUGCGGGCAGAGGGUUAAAAAAAUCUUAGACCGUCAGCGGUGCAAGAACUUAAUGGAAGGGGACAUUUUAUUAGAAAUUAACGAUAUAUGCCUCCAAAAUAUGUCCCACGAUGAAGUAGUUCAGGUAUUAAAAAAUUGUCCAUACAACAAUGAAGCAACUAUUUGUGUGCAAAGAGGCUGCCCUAAUAAGACCCCCAAUGUUCGAAAUAAAUCGAGGAAACUUGAUAACAGAUACGCAAAGGAUAUUGCGACAGCUUAUAGAAGUAAAACACCGACUGCCGAUAUUUAUAGCACACAGCCCAGGGAAGUUCUUCCCAGCAGACCCAAAACGCCGCUGGUAGACACUAGAAAUCUAGCGAAAACUCCCGUCAAAGACGUGAAUUCCAAUUCGAGCGAAUUGUUUAACGACGGAUUCACCGCUGAUCGGUCAAGACUUCGUUUGUCGUUAAUUGAUAACCAGGAAGACGACGAUCUUGACAUAGAAAUACCAGAAAAUAACCAAAAUAAACAGUUGUUCGAAUAUCCACUUCCGGUAGAUCCAAAGUUCAGCCUAUAUAUGUCCGCCCCACACAGAUACGACUGCGCUUGCGCCUUUUGCGCUAGUCCCAAGCAGCCUGUAAUGGAAUCUCGGGAUAACUACGACAACCCGAACAACGUGAAAAAAUUCGCCAACGAUUGGUGGUGUCAAAAUCCUCGGAAUGAUUACCUAACAACCGCGGUCACUCUGAACCGGCAAGAGACUGGCUUUGGUUUCCGUAUAGUUGGAGGAAUCGAGGAUAAAUCCCAGGUCGCCGUAGGUCAUAUAGUUCCCGGUGGCGCUGCCGAUUUAGACGGAAGAAUGCAAUCGGGGGAUGAAAUUGUCAGUGUGGAAGGGUUUUCUGUGUUGAAGGCCUCUCAUCGUCAAGUAGUUCAGCUGAUCAAUGCAGCUGCAGCUAGGGGACAGGUUAAUUUAAUAUUACGAAGAAGAUUGUAUCCCCCACCUCCGCCGACACUGCCAUUGAACUUUAACGGAAUGGUAUGGUCUCAGGAGCAUUCCCCUUCGCAAAUUCCAGCGUCACACGCGGGACCUUUGGUAAUAACUACCGCACAUCCUGGUCCUACGUAUGACGUCACUGUUCAGAGAACGGAAAAUGAGGGUUUCGGUUUUGUGAUAAUAUCAUCGGUAAACAAGAUCGGGUCCACAAUAGGACGUUUAAUAGAGGACAGUCCAGCGGAGAGAUGUGGAAGACUGAGAGUAGGAGAUUUCAUCGUGGCCGUGAACCAUAUAGACAUCAUGCAUUUAACUCACGGAGAUAUAGUGAAUUUAAUCAAAGAAUCAGGAUUAACGGUUACUUUGACGAUAGCGCCGAAUUCAGAUCUUUGAUUAAAAUUCGUCUUGAUUAAACGAUUCUGUUGCAAGUUUGUAACCUUACAAAUGGAUAGCAAGUGUAUUAAUGAAUACCAUAUCAGCAAGUAGGUAUUUGGCGUAGGUUUGUCUUUACAAAUUUACAUGCCUCGUUGUGAUAAGUGUUACUGCCUAAUUUUUGAAAUUUUACCUGUAUUUUCGGAAAUAAUCGAAUUUAAUGUUCCAAUUUUUACAUUCUAUAUGAACUAGAAUUGUACAUUGCAAGUUGUAAAUAAAUAUUUAGGUUAAGUUUUGUAUUGAUUGCGUAGUCAAAUCUAUAACACCAAUUUAACGGCUUUGGCAAACGAAUAUUUUAUGAAUAGGUCACCAGUAAAAACAAUUUCAAGAAAAUUUAUCCAUAUUUAUUUUCCAAAGCCUUAUCAGUUUAGUAUAGAAUAUUGUUGGAAAUAUAUAAUACAGCCGUAAUACUAGGUAGUUAAAUGUUUGGUUAUUUUAUUAUUGCUUUUUCCAAUAUUUAAAGCUUUACAUAAUUUGGACUGAUUUUUAGGUAAUCUCAAUAGCAUAAAAGUUUUAUGCUCUAAGUUAUAUUAUUUAAUUAUGGUAUACUUUAAUACAUCUACAUGGCAAAAAUUAUUAUUUAUGUUACCGCCGUGCAUUGAUUUGCAAUAAAUAUUAAAUAAAGAAUUAUGAAGACCUAGCAAGGUUAACAAUAUUACUUUUGUUUGAUCGUAAGCGUGUCCCCUUACUUGCCUUACAAAAAAAAUGCAAUUUUCGUGUAAUCUAGUGUUAUUGUUAAAGCUUAUGAAGUAACUUCGACAUUUUUAACUUAAUAGUUUAUUAUAGAUGUGGUUGAAUCAAAAUUAAUAUUAUUGCAUUCCGGCCAGCUUUUUGUAAAUUUACACGUUAGACUGAUUAUUGUAAUUAUUUGUACAUAAAACGUUUUCCCCCAUUUUAUAAAUAAAUUGUAUUCGUUA
This is a messenger RNA of Cylas formicarius (sweet potato weevil), 3815 nucleotides long. RefSeq names its product membrane-associated guanylate kinase, WW and PDZ domain-containing protein 1. The transcript has 4 exons. Gene Ontology annotation, cellular component: cytoplasm. The record is from RefSeq and is a predicted model, not a curated record. Gene Ontology annotation, molecular function: protein binding. NCBI's taxonomy places the organism in Eukaryota, Metazoa, Arthropoda, Insecta, Coleoptera, Brentidae. Gene Ontology annotation, biological process: signal transduction. Bases 475 to 2859 code for a protein of 794 amino acids.